GAUAAGCUUAGAAAGCAUUCUGGCGACCUUCAGGACUGCGGGGUUUGGGCAUAGCUCUUUCUUCACCUCACUUCACCUCAGCCCAUUGUCAGACCAGGGGAGGUUGCGGUUGAUGUGAUAUCCCGGGGAUUCUCGCCGUUGUUUUCGAGAUGGACGCGGACAUUUGGUUCCGGGAAUGGGCGUCAAAAAAGGGCCAGAAGCUAUCGAAUAUACAAAUAGAACGGCUUGUCACUCUUACAAAACAAUGGAAAAACACUGUUACAUCUGAUACUUUGGGCGUUUGGACCUCAGACCCUUCGGCUGAAUUCUGGGGAUUUGAACCUUACCGUACAGAGGGCGCGUGGGUACGGGAAUGUCUGGAGAUCAAAGUCCCAACAUUCAUGGACGGUGACAAAAACACUGACGACUGUGAGAAAGUCUCUGCACGCCGCAGGGUCCUUCUUAUUAUUCUUCAUGACAUCAUUCAAAGGGAAAUACUGCGAUUGCGAGCAUCUUCCCAGGCCCAGUCAGUCAAGUUUCUUACCGCAGCUGUCAGAAAUAUUGUGGCACAAGCUUAUCCUGGAAAGGAUAUCAAGAAGUUAUGUAAUAAAUGUAUCCAUCUUCAAAGGUAUGGGCAAAGGUAUUCGUCACUGGCGAGAAAAGAGUUGGUAUUAACCCCCCUGCAAGCUACUUCAUCUAAGUUUGAAAGGGCUAAGAUAGAAAAUAUUGAGAUGGAGGCGCUUGUUGCGUUCGGGGAAGCGACCUAUGAUAAAAAGCAUCAAAAUGAUAUGCAGGAGGCAUUUUUAUGCAUUCUAAAUACCUGUCCAUUUAGACAAUCUGGAAAUUCGAAGCCGCGGCUUCCCUCAAAAUCGACACGAAAGCGCCUCCGGAAAAAGGCCGCAAGAAUGAAGCAUAUACAGAAACCUUCAGCGUCUCCGACUACCUCUCGCCACAAUGAAAACCAAGUCAUCCAGAAUUUCCCCACACCGCGACAUGACACUUUCAGCUCCCUAGAAAAACCGCCGGGCUCGAGUAGAAACUCUACUGCGCACCUUAGCGAAGCUCAGAAUGCAGCUUUGGUUAGAACGCAACCAUCACAGCUACAAGAGGAAAACCAGACUCGAGAAACAUGCGAAAACUCUCCCAUGCCUUGUGUCCCCGUACAGCUUUAUUCUCCUGGUGAUAAUCUUUCACUUGGUGAGAAUAUGCUGUUCAUCUCUCGGAGUGCGACGAAUCCCUUUGAUCCUCACCAGGGUAUCCAUCCGCUUAGUGAUAACAUACUGUUCCACUCUCAAAAUACAGUAAAUUUCUUUGACCCUCAUCAGGGCAUCCAUCCGCUUGGUGACGAUAUACAGUUCAGCUCUGAAAAUGCGGCAAACUUCUUUGAUCCUCAUCAGGGUAUCCAUCCGCUUGGUGAUAAUAUGCUGUUCAGCUCUGGAAAUAUGGCAAAUCCCUUUGAUCCUUAUCAGGGUAUCCAUCCACUUAGUGAUGAUAUUCUGCCCAGCUCUCAAAACACGGCAAAUUCCUUUGAUCCUCAGCAGGGUGUCCAUCCGCUUCGUGAUAAUAUGCUGCUCAGCUCUCAAAACACGGCAAAUCCCUUUGAUCCUUAUCAGGGUAUCCACCCACUUAGUGGUGAUAUUCUGCCCAGCUCUCAAAACACGGCAAAUCUCUUUGAUCCUCAGCAGGGUGUCCAUCCGCUUGAGGGAAUUAUUCAGUCCAAUACUGAGAGCCUAGUGUAUCCCUUUGAUCCCACCACAUAGGAUCCCAAAAUAGGAAGACCGGUCCUCAGCACUGAGAAUUUGUCAACAUACGGGAUAAGUUUCCUACAGACAUUGAUGCCACCAUCUGACUCUGCGAAGCAGUCUUAGACCAGGAAAUACUGCAAAUCAGCAAGUGUUGCGUGUAAAAUAAAAAGGAGAUUUCCUCUAAUAUCUCCAGUCACCUCUCGUUUUGUCAUAACUGUCAU
Molecule: messenger RNA, 1945 nt
Organism: Aspergillus vadensis CBS 113365
Lineage: Eukaryota; Fungi; Ascomycota; Eurotiomycetes; Eurotiales; Aspergillaceae
Exons: 3
Coding region: 150-1739 (529 amino acids)
Source: RefSeq, a predicted model, not a curated record